This is a messenger RNA of Akanthomyces muscarius, 492 nucleotides long. RefSeq lists its product as uncharacterized. The coding region runs from base 1 to 492 and encodes 163 amino acids. NCBI's taxonomy places the organism in Eukaryota, Fungi, Ascomycota, Sordariomycetes, Hypocreales, Cordycipitaceae. Gene Ontology annotation, molecular function: peptidyl-prolyl cis-trans isomerase activity. The transcript has 2 exons. Gene Ontology annotation, cellular component: catalytic step 2 spliceosome. The record is from RefSeq and is a predicted model, not a curated record. Gene Ontology annotation, biological process: protein peptidyl-prolyl isomerization; protein folding.
AUGACGACAAAUAUAAUACUCGAGACCACAAUGGGCUCCAUCACGCUGGAGCUCUACACGGAACACGCCCCCAAGACCUGCACAAACUUCACCACGCUCGUGCGCCGGGGCUACUACGGCAGCACAAUCUUCCACCGCAUCAUCCCCAACUUUAUGAUCCAGGGCGGCGACCCGACGGGCACUGGCCGCGGCGGGUCGUCCAUCUACGGGGACAAGUUUGCCGACGAGAUCAGCGCCGGGCUCAAGCACACGGGGGCCGGGAUCCUGAGCAUGGCCAACUCGGGCCCGGACACCAAUGGGUCGCAGUUCUUCAUCACCCUGGCGCCCACGCCCUGGCUCGACGGCAAGCACACCAUCUUUGGCCGCGUGACGAGGGGGAUGGCGACGGUGAAGCGCAUGGGCAUGGUGCCGACGGGUGCCGAGGACCGGCCGGUGGAAGAGGUGAGGAUUGUGACGGCCAGAGUGGCGGAGGGAUCAGAGGACGAAGUCUAA